AUGGGGUCAUGGGGUCAUGGGGUCAUGGGGUCAUGGGGUCAUGGGGUCAUGGGGUCAUGGGGUCAUGGGGUCAUGGGGUCAUGGGGUCAUGGGGUCAUGGGGUCAUGGGGUCAUGGGGUCAUGGGGUCAUGGGGUCAUGGGGUCAUGGGGUCAUGGGGUCAUGGGGUCAUGGGGUCAUGGGGUCAUGGGGUCAUGGGGUCAUGGGGUCAUGGGGUCAUGGGGUCAUGGGGUCAUGGGGUCAUGGGGUCAUGGGGUCAUGGGGUCAUGGGGUCAUGGGUCAUGGGGUCAUGGGGUCAUGGGGUCAUGGGGUCAUGGGGUCAUGGGGUCAUGGGGUCAUGGGGUCAUGGGUCAUGGGGUCAUGGGGUCAUGGGGCCAUGGGGUCAUGGGGUCAUGGGGUCAUGGGGUCAUGGGGUCAUCAGGUCAAUACAUAAUGAGGUCACUAUGUCUUCGGGUCAUAUGGUCAUGAGAAUAUUUCAUGGGAUCAUAGAGGCUAUUAGUCUAUGGGGACACUAUGUUAUGGAGACACUCAUGCGGUCACUAUAA
Messenger RNA from Caenorhabditis briggsae, 543 nucleotides. The record is from RefSeq and is a predicted model, not a curated record. Bases 1 to 543 code for a protein of 180 amino acids. NCBI's taxonomy places the organism in Eukaryota, Metazoa, Nematoda, Chromadorea, Rhabditida, Rhabditidae. The transcript has a single exon.